This is a messenger RNA of Cyprinus carpio (common carp), 906 nucleotides long. Its product is annotated as putative nuclease HARBI1. Bases 1 to 906 code for a protein of 301 amino acids. The record is from RefSeq and is a predicted model, not a curated record. The transcript is spliced from 4 exons. NCBI's taxonomy places the organism in Eukaryota, Metazoa, Chordata, Actinopteri, Cypriniformes, Cyprinidae.
AUGAAAGUUAUAAUGACUCUGCGUUUCUUGGCGACUGGAAAAAUGCAGCAAUGCACCAGUGAUGACUUAGGGCCAUCACAGUCCACAGUUAGCAGGGUCUUAAAUACCACUGUUGCUGCACUAACCACACCAGACAUAGUAAGGCAGUUCAUUGACUUCCCAACUGACCUUCAAACUAUAUGGCAAAAGCAAGCAGAUUUUAUGAGGAUUGCGGGUUUCCCUGCAGUUGUUGUAACCAUCGAUGGCACCCAUGUACGCAUCAUUGCUCCAACUGUAAAUGAGGAGACAUACAUCAAUCGAAAAGGAUUCCACAGCAUCAAUGUUCAAGUCGUAUUUGAUGCCAAUUACAAGAUCCUCGAUCUUGUGCCAAAAUGGCCAGGGUCAACAUAUGAUGCUCGGGUUCUUUCCCAGAGUGGCCUCAAUGGGUUAUUCGAACAAAAUUAUGUUCGCCCUGGAUGUCAUCUGCUGGGAGACUCGGGUUACCCUUUAAAACACUGGCUUCUCACCCCUUACAGAAGACCUCAAGGAGAACAGCCGCUCAAUUAUAACAGAGCACACAAAGUAACAAGAGCCGUGGUGGAGAGAGGAAUUGGACAGCUGAAAAGAAGAUUCCAUUUCCUUCAUAGAGAUAUUCUUCAUUCACCUGAGCGUGCUUGUCACAUUAUUAUGGCUUGUGGCAUUUUGCACAAUAUUUGCAAAGUUUGUAACCUCCCAUUGCUUGAUGAUGACGAUGAUGACGAUGAAAAUGACAAUCAUGGGUCUGGGGCAUCUGGAAUGCCACAAAUAGAGGGACUGAGAUUCCAAGUAUCUCCUCUACUAUGUCGCCAAUCUCAGACAGAGGUUUACAUGGAGGGCCCCCACCUGUUUGACAAGAACUCAGCUGCUGACCACAUGGAGACAAGCUAG